GCAGAUCAUGAUGCGCACAAACAUAACUGUGGAACGUCCGCCUGACUUUUCAGACUGAAAUCCCAUCAAAGGCCCGUGUUAUUUCCAGUUGAUUGUAUGUAGUUCCUCUGAGCUGAGUAGACAAGGUGUUGUCCUGAUCGUGAGCUGCUGACGUCGUCGUCGUCGCGAGUUUCCCGUGCCUUAUUUACCGAGCGUGUGUUAUACUCUCUUCAGAGUUUUCCCAGUAUAAUAACAAGGGAGUCAACUGCCGGUGGUUGUAAAGCGUUGAUUGCGGUCUUGAUUUUUCCGUCAAUAACUUUGUAGAGUUUUGUCUCACAUCCAACUCAUCAAUAUGCCUGCCGAAGUCAAGAAAUCUGGGGGAAUGGCCUUUGAGCUGGUCCUGGAUGACAACAAGAAGGCGGACGUCUCAAAGCGGCCAACAUCGCCACCAAAGAGCAAGAGCACCACAUCGUUAGAUGAGAUCAAUGCAAGGCUUCAGGAAGCAGAGAUGAGAAGAAGGUCCGUCGAGACCCAGAUGCUGGAGAAGCUGGCAGAGGAGAAUGCCCGCAUCCUGGAGGCCCAGGCCAAGGUGGCUGAGAACAACAACAAUUUCAAGAUGGUGGCCAAGAAGCAAUAUGUGGAGAAGAUGUCCAAGGCGGAAACCAACCUCCAAACGAAGCAAGAAGCAUUCAACCUUAAAUACCAAGAUAUGAAUAAUCAUAUCAAGCAGGUGCAGGAGCGCAAGAAGAAGGAAAUUAGUGAUGGAGGUGAUGCCGAAGAGAAGCAGUAAGAGGUCUAGCGCCCUCUAUCAUGGCAUCGGAAAGAGAGUACUAACAAUCAUCGAGAAGCAGAGAAAUUGGAUUAAAAAAAAGGGAAAGAAAAUGUAUCUGCUGUAAUUUAGUGUAAAUGCUGAUUCUAUAUGCGAUGUGAUAAAGGGUUGUCGUUAUUUUCUUGGUCAGAAUUUUGAAAAGAGUUGUUCCUGCCUUAUUCAUUUGUAUAAAAGUAUUCACCCAUCGACUUAUGGGACAGUUCAUUGACAAAUUUGUUUGUUUGUUCUUUUGAAAAAAGAGUUCUGGAGUUAUAUAUUUUUUCUUGCUCAUAUCAUUUUCGCAUUGUAUAUUGUAUUAGAUUUCUCUUAUGAUUGAAGUGUUUACUGCACAUAGUAUAAAUGUAGCUUAUAAAGGUGUGAUGGUGGAAGUUUGUAUUGAGCCCAGAUAAAUAAAAAAAGAAUUAACACAACCCAAAUUAUAUGGUUUGUUGCAUGUAUGUCAGUGCCAUUCACAUCUAUUGGCAUUGAAAAUGACUGAUAAAACUCCAGUUGGUGUUAGCGCUACAUAUAUAGUCCUGUGUUACUGUAGGAAUUGACACUUCACACAACAGUGUUCAAGUGUUGACUAUUAACACUGAAAUAGCUGACUAUGUAGGCACAAGCAGCUCUUCAUAGUUGACACAUGCACUGCCACAUAAUAAACACUCAAAAUGUUGACACCUUACACCGACCGAGCUGGAAGUAGACAUUAUUUAUUACAUUAUAAAUGAAUCAAAGCACAGCAAAAUAUACUUUCCAUAAAAAAAGUCUCCAAUGUGAGAAAUAGUUC
This is a messenger RNA of Lytechinus pictus (painted urchin), 1577 nucleotides long. RefSeq names its product stathmin-like. Gene Ontology annotation, molecular function: tubulin binding. Bases 332 to 769 code for a protein of 145 amino acids. Gene Ontology annotation, biological process: microtubule depolymerization; neuron projection development; regulation of microtubule polymerization or depolymerization. Lineage: Eukaryota; Metazoa; Echinodermata; Echinoidea; Temnopleuroida; Toxopneustidae. The record is from RefSeq and is a predicted model, not a curated record. Gene Ontology annotation, cellular component: neuron projection; cytoplasm. The transcript has 5 exons.